Molecule: messenger RNA, 1350 nt
Organism: Saccostrea echinata
Lineage: Eukaryota; Metazoa; Mollusca; Bivalvia; Ostreida; Ostreidae
Product: pineal opsin-like
Exons: 1
Coding region: 123-1142 (339 amino acids)
Biological process (GO): G protein-coupled receptor signaling pathway
Cellular component (GO): membrane
Molecular function (GO): G protein-coupled receptor activity
Source: RefSeq, a predicted model, not a curated record
AGACAGCUUGUGUACAAUAAACUAUGUCGUCGGAUACUUCAACCGCAAAUGUUAAUCAUAAACAAGUAAAGUAGAGAUUCAUAAACAACAAAAUCUUAUCAUCUUUACUUUCAUGGACAAGUAUGGAUAACGUUACCAGCCAAAUUGCCGAGCAAAUUAGACUGGAGCAAUGGAACAAUGAGAUGUCGGUAGCGUUUCUCCCAAACACCAUAUUUCUGGUUUUUAGUUGCAUCAUUGGUGUCUUUGGGAACUCGUGCGUACUUUAUGUUUAUGGCGGCCGGCUUCGUAGGAAAUACGAAGGGCGCUUCUUCGUCCCUUAUUUAGCAGCAGCCGAUUUAAUAGUGAUGGUUGUAGCUGUGGGGUUGAACAUCUCGAUAAAUGUAAAUCCCGUCAACUACAAGAACAGUGUCGUGUGUACAGGAGGAAGUUUUCUUGUGGGACUUAUGUCUGUUUGGUCCAUUUGCAUUUUAAUACUCAUUGCCUUUCAACGCUACCAAAAGAUAUGCAAACCAAUGACAAAUCAUAUGACAAGAUUCCAGAUGAAAUUGACCUUGGUUUUCUCUUUUAUCAUUUCUCUCCUUCUGAACGUAAUUUUCAUUUUUACAGUUGGAUUGAGAGAUGUGAAAUUGAAGAAUCUGAAUGUAACGGGGAAAACAUGUGAACGUCUAUCCGAGGAGAGUCCGGUCUUGUCAAUCGUUCAUAGUGUUAUUCUGUCGGUCUUCGCUGUUCUCAGUUGUACUGUACUAAUUGUUUUAUACGGACUCAUCGGAAAAGCCAUUUACCGGCAUAAGAAGAUUCAAAAGAAUUCCUUGGAAAUCAGAAGUAGCAGGAAGUCAAAGAUCACAAGAAUGUCGAAGACAACACUGAUGUUUAUGAUUAUAACAAUUAUUUUUAUUAUAUCGUAUAUACCCACGGGAAUCAAGAUGAUCGUGGAAAGCAUUCCAGACUUUUCUACUGUUUCUCUACUCUGGAGAUUCCUCACCACGUUUUUUGUCGUUAAUCAUUUUGCCAAUCCCAUUGUAUAUGCCUUUAUGGAUGUGAUAUUUUCUAGAGAGUUGAAGAGAAUAUUUCGUUGUGGAAAAGAAAUAUUACCAGGAGAUUCUGACUACAGUGAGCGGAACGAACAAGAUACUACAACAUAAUAUUUAUGAUUGCUUUCAGAACAAUUUGAUCAAAGAUAUCAGUCACCAAGAAAACAAUUACAUGCUGUAUUAUUUAGAUUAUCAUCUGUUGGAGUAUAAUGAAUGUUUACAAUUUAUUAGUUUGUUUUCAAAGUAAAAAAUAAAAUGAAAAGAUCACAGGAAAAUUUGAAGAACAUUUUGAAAAUUUAUGUAUGUAUGGCUUUUCGUU